Messenger RNA from Angiostrongylus costaricensis, 1482 nucleotides. NCBI's taxonomy places the organism in Eukaryota, Metazoa, Nematoda, Chromadorea, Rhabditida, Metastrongylidae. The record is from the annotation of a GenBank genome assembly.
AUGCGAGAGGCGGCCUACCAAGGAGUGUCAGUCUACGGUAUAUCUGAUGCGUGGGUUAAGGAGAUACGUAUUUUCUGCAAUGUUGUGAACUUCGAGCUCGCGUUAAUUAGUUCGAAGAAUAUUGAUGAAGAAUCCAUAUUCUUCGAAAUAAAUGAGCCAGGUAGAACAAUAAUUUUCCAACUUCGUUAUUCCUUGUUGGACGAGUUCUCGUCCGGUCGAUGCAUCAAAAUUUGUAUUGUUUCGUUAGUAGAGUUGAACGCUCGUCUUUUCGUUAUUCUCACGCUGGUCUCGUUUCCGCUUGUAUCGAGCAGCCUCAAGCUUGGCUUCACGGUUCAUCGCACGGAAGCCGCGACUGUACGACGGCGGAAGUCGGAGGCCGAACUUGGCACUGACGAGGCGCUCGACUGCGGACGACUCGCAGUGGACGAACACGGCAAAACUUCAUCAGAACACGAUCGUCCAGUGCAGCGUCGUCGACGUUUCACCCGGAAGCAACGCAAGUCGGUGACGAUCGACCCCGAGACCAGUCUCAUACUUGCCACUCGUCGUUACUCCAGCUCGAGCGAAGACGACGAUCAGGGAUCGGCCAUUCGAUCGAAGCCUGCCGAACGGCUAAGCAAUACCCGCGCCUUGUCGGUAUCGGUGAACAUACUCACGCCAAAGGAGAUCGUUAAAACACCCAGAGGCCCAGCAGCCCGUCGUGCUGGCCGUCGCAGUGCUCUGCUCAAGUCGAGGGCGGUCGCCGCUUCUACGACCAACUUGGAUCAGUUAAAGACCGCCGCGAGCAGCUUAAAGUGGGAAGGGCGUUCAAUGAGUGUGAGGGAUUUGAACGGAGAAGAGUUCGACUUCUCCAAUAAGGACUCCGUAACCAGAUGGACCUCACAAAUUCUUGCUGAACUGGAUUCAUUGCCAUCAAGCUGCAUAGAUUUGGCACAGCAUGAAAAGACAGAUAGUUUUUCUGUGUUCAGUCAAAAAACUGACGGGAAGAAUCAAAAUUCCUCUCUCAAGAAUGGCGGUCUAAAUUUCUCACCGCUAAACGAUCGUGCAGGCAUCAAACCACCUCCUGUGCCUCCUCAUCGACAGUCGAUGUGCGAACCGAAGACGAUCGUUGACAGUCGAUGUGCUAAAGAUAAACUCAUGACAUCCUCAGUAAUCGAGCCGAUGACGUCAACAUUCGGCUCAGUGCAGAGUACUUCAAGCAAGUCGAAAUCACCGGUAGGACUGGGCGUAGACAUGACGUCAUCGGUCUACAGCGUGGAUUCGUGGAUUUCAUCAUUCGAGACCCUCAUGUCGUCGUCGUUUCAUGAUCCCAUUUCCGGUGGCUCAACUUACUCGACAACGAGCAGCCAGAACAGGGCGUUCACAAAGGAUAGCGAGGAUUCAAGUGCGACGUUUGUAGUGUCAUUGUCGGAUUCAAACGGUGAUGAGACACCGCAGGCUUUCACACCGUUGCCUACUGAGGAGGCGAGAGAGUUUCUAUAG